Messenger RNA from Phoenix dactylifera (date palm), 1569 nucleotides. Its product is annotated as KH domain-containing protein At1g09660/At1g09670-like. Gene Ontology annotation, biological process: regulation of mRNA splicing, via spliceosome. Lineage: Eukaryota; Viridiplantae; Streptophyta; Magnoliopsida; Arecales; Arecaceae. Gene Ontology annotation, cellular component: nucleus. Gene Ontology annotation, molecular function: mRNA binding. The record is from RefSeq and is a predicted model, not a curated record.
AGAAGAGUAGUUAUAUGUACUGGAGGAAAGAAAACCCGAAGCCCUCUUUCGGGUGUUUGGGUCUCUCGCCCCUCCGUGCGUAGGCCAGGGGAGGCGAAGACGAAGAAGAGGAGGAGGAGGAGUCCUCGUUUUCGUCUUAUUUCUGGGUGAUUUCUUGGUUUCGAUCGAUCAUAGGCCAUGGAUGAGAGAAUCCUGCCGGGUACUUACUUCCAGUACUCCCCUUCUGGAGUUCACUCGUCUCCCCACCAUUCCUUGAGGUCUCCUGCGUCUUCGGAUAGAGAAAGAUAUUUAGCCGAACUGCUGGCUGAGAGACAGAAAUUGGUACCAUUUGCUCAAGUAUUGCCAUUUUGCAGCAGGCUUUUAGAUCAAGAAAUUAUUCGGGCAUCUGGUUUGGCACCUAACCAAAGUUUUGUUGAUUCUGAGAGAAUUGAACAUGGCAAUCCGUUAAGACUGACUGGCCAUCCUUCAAAUGGUGGACCAAUGGAUUUGGAGGGCUGGUCAGGAAUGCAAACAGAGGACAACAGGUAUUUUCAAAGAAUGGGACCCCUUCAGGCAUCACCUGUUGGUUGGAAUGGAGCUGCUGGUGUUGCUACCAGCCCAAUAGUAAAAAAAGUCAUCAGAUUAGAUGUUCCCAUUGAAAAAUUUCCAAAUUACAAUUUUGUUGGCCGUCUGCUGGGACCACGAGGAAACUCCUUGAAAAGAGUUGAAACUUCAACUCAGUGUAGGGUUUACAUACGUGGGCGGGGUUCAGUAAAGGAUUCUGCAAAGACCUGCAAUUUUAUUUUCCUACAGGAAGAAAAACUAAGAGACAAGCCUGGAUACGAGCACUUAAACGAGCCAUUACAUGUGCUUGUGGAGGCUGAGUUGCCAGCGGACAUAAUUGAUGCACGAUUAAACCAAGCGGUGGCAAUACUUGAUGAUCUUUUGAAGCCAGUCGAUGAAUCUAUGGACUACUACAAGAAGCAACAGUUGAGGGAAUUGGCCAUACUGAAUGGUACUUUAAGAGAAGAGAGCCCUCAUAUGAGCCCCAGCGCAUCCCCUUUCAACAGCACAGGGAUGAAACGAGCAAAAACGGGACGUUGAUUCAAGAAGCUGGUGGUGGAUAUAUUUCAAAUGUAACAACUAAAGUUGGGUUCCAUUACCUUAUGGGUGAGUUAAGACUUUGGUGGUGGAUAUAAUUCAAACUUAACAACUAAAUUGGGUUUCGUCCCCUUUUGGGAGAGUGCUAUUGUCAGAUACUCAUGGCCUUGAAAUUCUUGACAAUGGAAUCAUCAGAAGGUCCCUGGACACCUUAAGAUGUUUUCUCGUGGUUGAUAGAUCAAGUUGCUUAUAUCCUUUGAUACAGACAUGUUUGUGUGACAAUUCCUUAUUGGUUUAUUCCUGAAAAUUGCUUUAAAGUUUCCAUAAUAUUCUUUCUGUAUUUUUUUGUUUAAUGGUGACAUUGUUGUGGGAUUACCUCAUUAUGUGCUCCCAUGUAGAAUUUUAAACAAUAUGGCUGUUUUUGUUGGUAUCUAAGUUUUGUAUCUUCAACUAUUUGAAUUUAUGACAGAUCAAAUACCAUUAUUUAAA